Messenger RNA from Erigeron canadensis, 1621 nucleotides. RefSeq lists its product as uncharacterized. The transcript has 2 exons. The record is from RefSeq and is a predicted model, not a curated record. The coding region runs from base 117 to 1013 and encodes 298 amino acids. NCBI's taxonomy places the organism in Eukaryota, Viridiplantae, Streptophyta, Magnoliopsida, Asterales, Asteraceae. Gene Ontology annotation, molecular function: protein binding.
AAAAAAACUAAACUAAACAAACACCACAAACCCUAUUUUGUUACCAUAAACCAAAACCCCCAAAUUCCUCGCAUUUUAUUUCAGUUCAAUCAUCAUUAAUCAAUGGCUCAGGAUUUAUGGCUCAGGAUUUAAAAGAGGAUGGAUUUCCUGAUUUACCAGUAGAAGUUUCUGAAUCCAUCUUGUCCCGAUUCGACUUUUCUGAGAUAAACCAACUAAAGUAUCUAAGUAAGCAAUUCAAAAGUUUGAUUAAAUCAAAACCAUUUUCAGAAGUGUACAACAAUAUGGCUGAAUCCUCGGCAUCUAAUUGGUUGAUUGCACAUGCCAUCUUCCAACCCAAGAACAAAGUUGGGGUACUUUAUUGUAUAAGGGAAUCGGACUCGAUGACGAAGAUAAUCGAUUUGGGUAGGCUUCUUCAAGGGCGGAUAGAACCAGAAGGUGAAAUUUGGUUAAGUGUUCAAAAUUCAUUGGUGCUACUAAGGUAUUUCAAUCCCCCAAAAGUCUUUAAUUUAUUUGUUAUCAAUAUAGGAACAAAUCAAAUUCAUGUCAUCAAUGUCCCUGAAAUCAUUGACGGCCAUUACUUAAAUGUUGAUACUGCAAAUUUUGUCUUUGAACCACGUGCCACUGUUAUGAAUGAUAUCACCUAUAAGAUUGUAACUGCCGAGUUCGGCGAAGAUGAAAUCCUUAGGCACUUUCGUUAUACUUCUGCAAAUGGAAAUGAUCAGUGGCAUGUCAGUCAUGCCCGCUUGCUUGAAGCCCAGGAAAGUAUACAUCCUGAUGGUGGUAAUGAUGAUCUCAUUAGGGCUAGUGACCUAGGAAUGCUACUUGUAUCGACUAGGCUAGGUGAAUCAAUUUAUAAAUGUCCACCUACCGAUGAAUUUACCGAGCUUACUUUCAGCCUUGCAUUUAGUAUGUUUACCCUAGAUGACUUGAAGCGAUCCAUCGUCGAAACCUACUUCGGUUUGGAUGGGUGGGCGAUAUUAUUGGUUAGACGCACAGAUCGAGGGAAUGAUUAAUUGACACGUGUGGCUAAGAUAAGCUUGUUUCAAAUUAAGGAAGAUUGGACCUCGUAUCGACAUGUUUCUACUACACCUAAAGAUAAGAUCAGCCCAAACAUUUUUUUCUUUGAUGGACAAUGUUAUGUGCAACAAGUAGGCACAAAAGUCAACAUCACCCUAGUUACACAACAUCACGCCUAUGAUUCUGAUGAUGACGAUGGCUCUGGCCCUUUCCCAUGGAUGCUACAUAAGUACACAUUUAACACUGCCAUCAGUAAGUGGCGCGCCGUUGACAUCUGGAAUGUUGUUUAUACCGCCAAGCUAACCCUUGGGCGUACUGCUUAGGUUAGGAAUAUCAUAGGAAGAGAAGGGACUAAUUUUGGAGAAUCAUGAAGAUGAAAAAAAGGGGCAAAGAUGGACACCUUAACGAAAAGGGGGCAAAGAAGAAGUGAAGAUGCCAAUAUAUUUGUGUCUCCUACAACCUAGAAUUUCAACCUUGACAUUCUAUACCCUUUGUUGCCUGUAUUUUUGUUAUUAGUAUCUCAUACUACUUUUGGGUGUCAAUCUAUUGCUGUAUUAAACUUAUUUAAUCUAUCUAUCAUAUGACCUUGUUAAUCUUGUUUUUA